UCUUUCUUCCCUUCAUAAAUGCGUCACCACCAAUUCAUAUCUACCUUCUUUUGCUCCUUAAAUUGGGGUUGGAGGAUGAUGGGCCGGUGGCUGGUUUAGAGCCGCCUCCUUGUCCAUCUGUUCCUUUUCUCGCUCACAAAGGACAGAUAGUAGCAGCUCGUUUCGGUGCACUGCUACUACCUAGACCUUCUAUGCAUGACCCCACAGGAUCAGGGGUCGCUCAGUCUCUCUCCAUCAUAUACCCACCCUCACCACAAGAUUUCCUUUCUGGUUUUCUCUUUUCCUUUGAUUACCUCGACCACAAAGUUUUAGAAGACAGAACUCGGGCAUCAGAAUCGCGGGUUGAGGACAUCAGAGUUCUUUGUUGUAAUUUUCUGCACAAGGUUGGUUGGAGCGGACUGGUUCGUGAAGCUCUUGAAUUGCAAGUUUGCUUUGCUGCUUUUCUAGUCAAGCUUGAGGUAUGUUUCUGUCGACAUCUCGUGCUGGUUCAGAAAGUGAAGGCGAGGCGGGGGUUCUUGGCAGGACAGAUGCUUCUGUCUAUUUUCUCCUCUUGCUCUGCUUUCUCUUGGUCUAAUUGGUUUUGUGGGUACUUGUUACUUUUGUGAGAAGGGGUGAAAUUUCUAGUUUUGCGCAUCCCCAACUCCUUUUGGUUGAUAUGAUAUGGAGUUCCCUAGGCGAAGAGGCUGCCCCUCUUCUGUGGAGUUGGGAUUAUAGUGUUUUUUUGUUAGCAGCUACGAGCUUCUGAGUUGAAUUCUUUCUAUUGCGGUAUUGGUGUUGAGGAGGAAAUUGAUUUGUCAUCAUGGGAUGUGUGGAUGGCAGAGGCUUUGUCACGGUGGUGGGGGCUAUUUGGGUGGUGAUGAUUCUCUUGGCUGGGAAUGGUAAUGGCAGCAUAGUCCGCAAUGGCAGUAUUACCCCACCAUUUAGUGGGUCUGAGAUCAAUUGGGUAGAUAACAAUGGAAUGUUUCUUCGUUCCGUGAAUGGGGCUUUCGCUUUCGGAUUCUUUGCGAUAGGGAACGAGACACAGUUUCUUCUUUCGGUUUGGCACAUCUUCAGCCAGCGGGUUGUCUGGAUUGCCAACAGAGACUCGCCGGUUCAACAGAUGGACACAAUCGUCUUCAGUGAAAAUGGGAAUCUUCACCUGGAGCUGGUCGGCAAGUCGAUCUGGUCGACUGAAACCGCCGGAAAAGGAGUUACGGCCAUGAUGUUACAGGACUCAGGAAAUUUAGUCCUGACCAACAACGAGUCUCAGAUCCUGUGGCAGAGUUUUGAGCACCCCGUAGACACCCUUCUGUCGGACCAGCCUUUCAGGGUAGGAAUGGAGUUGGUCAGCAGCGUGGGAACCAAUGAUAUGAUAUCUGUGGCUAACUACUCGACCGGAAUUUACAAUCUAAAAAUUACUUCCGAUGAUAUGAUCCUUUUGGCUAACUAUAGUCCUCCUCAGCAGUAUUGGUCUAUGAGGAAGGAGUCGAGGUUUAUUACCAACAAUGCGGGCAGCAUAUACUCUGCCAAGCUGGUUGGUAACUCGUGGAUUGUAUACGAUCAGAAGGAAAAUCUUCUUCAGCAGUUUGUCUUCUCCCAGGAGUCCGAUCGCAAUAUUACUUGGGCUGCCGUUUUAGGUAACGAUGGAUCAAUUUCCUUCUACAAGCUACCAGCUUCAAGCUCUGAUGCUCCAGUUCAGCAGCAGCAACGGAUACCAGACAAAUAUUGUGACACGCCUCAACCAUGCCAGCCUUAUUACAUAUGUACCUCCGCUAAGACAUGCCAGUGCCCUAACGUUCUAGAUGCUGGAGCUGGCUGUCAGCCUGCAAUCCCUCCUAGCUGCAGUUUGAAAAUUUCGUUCAAGGUUAUUCAGGGGGUUGGAUAUUUUGCAAAUAGCUUUUCUUUGCCGGUUUCUGCUUCUACUCUAGCUGCUUGUCAAGAUUCAUGUCAGAGAAACUGCUCGUGCAUUGCCUUCUUCUUCGAUGACAAAUCUAGCUCAUGCUUCCAAUACAGCCAAUUAGGGAGCCUCAAAGGUGAUGAGUCUUAUUCUGCAUACUUGAAGGUUUCGGCCGAAAAUGGUGGCGGCUCUGGUCCUGGCACUAGGACAGGGAAGAACAAGCGCACCAUUAUCAUUGUCAUUGUGAUUGCAGUUUUUACGCUGUCUGUGAUAGGGGCUUUAGUCUAUGCAGCAUUUAAGUACCACAAGAGAACAACACUACCAGAGCCCGUGAUGGAGAACUCCGAAGAUGAUGAUUUCUUUGAUGGCUUGUCAGGGAUGCCUAUUCGAUACAGUUACAAGGAUCUUCAAACUGCUACCAACAACUUCUCCGUGAAGCUUGGACAAGGAGGGUUUGGAUCAGUCUACCAAGGCAUUCUUCCUGAUGGAAGCAGAAUAGCUGUGAAGAAAUUGGAGGGAAUAGGUCAAGGGAAGAAAGAAUUCAGAGCAGAGGUGAAUAUAAUAGGCAGUAUUCACCAUGUUCAUCUGGUGAGGCUCCGAGGUUUCUGUGCAGAAGGCACGCACCGGUUGCUUGCAUAUGAAUUUAUGGCUAAAGGAUCUCUUGAUAGGUGGAUCUUUCCAAGUGACAAAGAAGGAUUAUCCCUGGACUGGGAAAAACGAUACAACAUAGCCAUUGGAACUGCAAAGGGUUUGGCCUACCUACAUGAGGACUGCAAUGCCAAAAUUGUACACUGUGAUAUAAAGCCUGAGAAUGUCCUUCUUGAUGAUAACUUUGUUGCAAAGGUCUCAGACUUUGGCCUUGCAAAACUGAUGACGAGGGAGCAAAGUCUUGUGUGUACAACUCUGAGGGGCACAAGAGGGUAUCUUGCUCCAGAAUGGAUAACGAACUAUGCCAUAUCUGAGAAGAGUGAUGUGUACAGUUAUGGGAUAGUUUUGCUUGAAAUAAUUGGGGGAAGGAAGAUUUUUGAUCCAGCUGAAGGUACAGAAAAAGCCCAUUUCCCAUCUUAUGCAUUCAAGAAGAUGGAGGAAGGGAAACUGAAGGAUAUUCUUGACACAAGGCUGCAUUAUGAUGACGAAGACGACAGAGUGUUGACUGCAGUCAGAGUUGCACUUUGGUGCAUCCAGGAGGACAUGUCCCUCAGACCUUCAAUGGCAAAAGUCAUUCAAAUGCUUGAAGGUCUAAUUGAAGUACCACAACCUCCAAUUGCCACGGCAUUUGGUUUCCGAUUAUAUUCAAAUUUUCUGAAAGCUACCAGCGGAGAAGCUUCUUCAUCCAAUCCUUCAGACUGUAACAGUGAAGCACUCCUAUCUGCUGUGCGUUUAUCUGGACCAAGGUAAGUUAAAGAAAUGUCCAUUCUCGGCAGCCUCUCAAUAUCAGCUUUCUUCUCAGAGGUCAAGGAUGAGCAACUACAGUGUGUCAUAUUCUUGUGGAGAUGUAAAGUGACAUAAGUGGCUUAUUCUUGGCUCAGUCAUGUAAAAUACAUGUCUUGAUACAUCAAUUUUUCUCAUUUGACUCACACAAACCGAUUUUUGGUUUGGCUUGUACAUUAUACAGGCUUUUUGAUUUUGUAUUUUAGACUAGUGUUGUGAAUCAGGGAGGUGCAGUUUGUAGGAACUGGUAAUUUAUUCUACCAAUUUUAAUCAAAUAUCCUGAUUGUUGCCUGUGUUGUGAGGCUUUUUUA
This is a messenger RNA of Nymphaea colorata (pocket water lily), 3618 nucleotides long. RefSeq names its product G-type lectin S-receptor-like serine/threonine-protein kinase SD2-5. Lineage: Eukaryota; Viridiplantae; Streptophyta; Magnoliopsida; Nymphaeales; Nymphaeaceae. The record is from RefSeq and is a predicted model, not a curated record. Gene Ontology annotation, molecular function: protein serine/threonine kinase activity; ATP binding. Gene Ontology annotation, biological process: protein phosphorylation. The transcript has a single exon. Bases 800 to 3274 code for a protein of 824 amino acids.